AGCGUGAUUCUGAAAUCAAUAACAGCAAACAACGUAAAUGUCCCUCAGGCUUUCCACCUUUUUCUUUCGCACAAUUCGCAUUAGAGUAAACGCAUUACGUUAGAAGCCGAAUGAAAAUACACGAGAUGUGAGUAAACGGUAGACGCGCGCUUACAACCGCGCAUGCGUCCCCUUUAUGUUUGGUGGUGAAAACUUCCAGUUCUCAAUAAGCUGCUGGAAAUUCCUUGACUGUAUCGAUAUUUUGUCAAAAAGAAAAUCGUCAAAGAUUCUCGCCAAAGGUAUGAGUUGUCUGGGCGAUUGCUCCGAAUUGGGGCCACCGCCCGAUAUGAUACUGUCGAUGCCUCCGCCACCGUUGUCGUCGUUCCUGUUGCCACGGAAUGCAAUUGCACCACGGCCGCCCAACAAUUCGUUGUCCUGCAUAGCGGCAUUCAUGUGCGAAACAACUCUUAAACCGAAUGGUAUGGAGUCUGGGAUGGAGUUUAUCGAGCUUUCAGGAAAUGGAAUGGAUGAUACAUGGGUUUUCGUGCUUGUUUCAUCAUGCGUUGGAGUUCUACUUUUGGGAGCUUUGUUGGCCAUGGUUUUGAUCAAAUGCAGAGAAUUCACAUUUUCACAUUCAUUUUCACAUUCAUAUCAUGAUAGCAAUUUGAAGCAUCCACCUCUGUCUUCACUGAACGAGCCUCAACUAGGCUCUACCAAGUCCGGAUUUAUGCCGGGAACCAUUCUCUAUCCAACUAACCAUCAGCUUCCCCAGGAUAAUCGUACCCUUUGGGCAACACUAACCCCACAUGGCACUACGCAACAUUUCAUCUCUGACUCGUACUAUAACCCGGAAGAUCAUUACGAAGUCAUCGACUAUGGUCACAAGCACGAACAGUAUAUCCCAUCGAACCAAAACACAAUCGUCAAGAACAAGAAUUCGUUCGAAAACUCUGGAUUUGUUGAUUACGAUUACGAAGACCCAACGCCUUUGAUGGAAUCUUACCAAAACUUUGAUGACAUGGACUCGGGCUACCAAGAACCGCAAGAAGUAGUUGGCUCGCUCAACCGAAAUCGCUCGAUCGUAUCGUCUCCAACUCGUAUCGAAAACCCAAACCUGGCCCCGUUGAACCUGUACCCGACGCACCGCAGCAACGGAACGCUCAAUAAAAAGAAUGCAACGCUCAGCCGACGCAUCAGUGAUAUCAAGAACUAAGCACAGUGAAUUGCAAUACUCAUAUUUUUCCUUUCAUACAAAGUGAUAACAAACGGAGAUUCCUACGAAGGAGGUACCUUCAUUCGAAGAAGACAGCAGGUUCGAUAGGAGACAAAACACUUUUUCGAACCGUAUAAUCAAUAAGUAUUAAAUCUCGCAAUCAAAAUAGUACUUUUAUUUUUGAUCAACUUUCAGAACAAGUACGAUAGAAAGAUGGAAUUAACUACACUAAUAGAAAAAAGCCCAGCCAUAAAUCAUAUAAAGCUUACAGAAAAACGUAUUUAAACGUAGGAAUGCCGUUGUAAUAUUCUAUUAUAUAGCUACACAUUAAAUGUCUACACAACUAAGAAUUACUAAAUCAUCCCUUACCAACACUGAAGCUUGAUUUCAAACUGAAAUAGUUCACUGACAGCAAAAAACAUACAAUAUACCGAAUUGUGCAAUAAUACAGAGAAUAAAACCAUGGACAUUACAUCACAAUUGAAUCCUAUAAGAAUACGCGUGUUGUAGCAAUUUAGCAUUGAGAUAUAAUAUGAAAUCAUUGACCACUGAUUUGCAUCUUGAUACAAAACAAAAAUCGAUACAAUAAAGAACGAUGAGUGACAUUUAAA
Armigeres subalbatus is the source of this 1803-nucleotide messenger RNA. RefSeq lists its product as uncharacterized. The coding region runs from base 176 to 1192 and encodes 338 amino acids. The transcript is spliced from 4 exons. The record is from RefSeq and is a predicted model, not a curated record. NCBI's taxonomy places the organism in Eukaryota, Metazoa, Arthropoda, Insecta, Diptera, Culicidae.